AUGUCCAAAUACGACAUGAAAUUGCAAAUUAUCCCCUAUUUUAUGAAGGGUGAAUCAGAUUGUAUGAUGAGCAGAUUGUACGAGCCUUUGGUUUUAGUAGAUAGUAAUAUGGGCGCCACCGAGACUAAAUGUCCCUUGUGUCAUGCUUGUCAGAUUCAAGCCAAAAAGAAAACUUGUCGAAGCUUUAGGGGAAUCCUAGUGAUGUUACCUAAGCUACUGUCUUUCUUUUAUCUUUCUUACAUCUCAAAGUGCUCGAAUAAAGAUUCCAAGCUGGCGCCGUUCAAGCUUCGCUUCUCCAAGACGUCCAAGUCGCGUAGCAGCGACAGCCAGGGCAGUCGCGGCAGCAGCCUCGACGUCGAGGACAUAACGGGCCCGGAAAUGACGGAGCAUCGCUCGGAAUUGGGACAACUGGCGAUCGGCAGCUCCGAGAGCUUCGCCAGCGGUGAGUGCGCGAGGAUGACGGCCGACGUCGGCAGUGCCGUCAGUGUCAACACGAGCUCAACCGUGCCGGCCUCGUCGCCUCCGCCAUCUUACGAGCGCGUCCUUGAGGAAGUACGUGAAACGCGGACGAGACUCGCUAAAUCAAUGACGAAUGACGAGGAGGCGAUCGAGGAGAGUGCCGAUGAAAGCGAGACCGUGAAAAAUCAAGCGGGACCUCCGAUGAAAAAGGGUCCUGAAAUAUUAUACAAAUCCAGCAAAGAUUUUUAUAGAGCAAUGGCCAAACAGUGGGGCAUCACCUGCAAAAUGAGCGAUAAUUGCAGAUGUCUUGAUUGUCAGAGUCGUUAUUUUGACUGUGGCUACGAAAAGUACCAAGAUUACGAAAAGUACCACGAGCAGUCAGAUGGCGGUUUAAGCGCCAGCACACCAAUGUUCGUCUCCGAGGUGAUGCACGGCUCUGCCUGUCUCCUUCUUUAAGACCAAGUCAUUGCCAAGGAUAAUACGCCCUAAGGAUAAUAACGUCCUAAA
Ceratosolen solmsi marchali is the source of this 966-nucleotide messenger RNA. RefSeq lists its product as uncharacterized. The transcript has 6 exons. NCBI's taxonomy places the organism in Eukaryota, Metazoa, Arthropoda, Insecta, Hymenoptera, Agaonidae. The record is from RefSeq and is a predicted model, not a curated record. The coding region runs from base 1 to 915 and encodes 304 amino acids.